GCGCACAGGAUGCAACGCGCCAAAAAACAGAAGAAGAAGAAGAACAACACCAUAAACACGUGGUUCCAGUAACUGAAAGCUGCUUAAUAUAAACGUUGUUAUAUUCUGUUUGUUUGCUUGUUGGUCUUCUUGAUCAGUUAUGCAGCUUUGUGGAGUUUGUAGCGAACAUGUUCCUAAAUACAGAUGUCCAGCCUGCAGAAUCAGAUAUUGUUCAGUGAGUUGCUUUAAAAGACACAGAGAUGAUGACUCAUGUCAUCCAGUUAAAGAAUCAGAUCCAGCCUCCAGCAGCUCGACACCAGUGAACAGCGUGGAACAGCCGUGGACUGUCAAGGAUCUUCUUGAUGAAGACAGUCAGACUGACAAAGUGCCAUUACAGAAACUUCAGCAGCUGGGUGGUUCAGAGGCGUUGAAGGGUCUGUUGAGGAAUCCUCAUCUCCGGCGGUUAAUGAUGUCUGUGGACUCGGCUGAAGAUAAAGCCAAAGCCAUGAAAGACGCCAUGCAGGAGCCGCUGUUUGUGGAGUUUGCUGAUCAGUGCUUAAAAAUUAUUGAACCGACAGAAACGGAGAAUGACGAUGAUGAAUUCUGAUUGGAUGGAACUGUCACAUAUGGACCGAUUCCUAACACAAAUGCAUAAAAUUUGUACAAAAAUGAUGUAAUAAUGUAAAAUUUGUAUUACACCAAUGUCUUUUGAAUGCGAACAAUGUAAUGCAAUGCAAAAAUUAAAAUUUGCUGACAAUGUGCUCACCCUCAGGCCAAUCCAAGAUGUAGGUG
Molecule: messenger RNA, 771 nt
Organism: Sinocyclocheilus anshuiensis
Lineage: Eukaryota; Metazoa; Chordata; Actinopteri; Cypriniformes; Cyprinidae
Product: zinc finger HIT domain-containing protein 3-like
Exons: 5
Coding region: 140-586 (148 amino acids)
Biological process (GO): maturation of LSU-rRNA from tricistronic rRNA transcript (SSU-rRNA, 5.8S rRNA, LSU-rRNA); box C/D snoRNP assembly; snoRNA localization
Cellular component (GO): nucleus; pre-snoRNP complex
Molecular function (GO): protein binding
Source: RefSeq, a predicted model, not a curated record